Molecule: messenger RNA, 1515 nt
Organism: Hevea brasiliensis (rubber tree)
Lineage: Eukaryota; Viridiplantae; Streptophyta; Magnoliopsida; Malpighiales; Euphorbiaceae
Product: geranylgeranyl pyrophosphate synthase 7, chloroplastic
Exons: 1
Coding region: 84-1205 (373 amino acids)
Biological process (GO): isoprenoid biosynthetic process
Molecular function (GO): prenyltransferase activity
Source: RefSeq, a predicted model, not a curated record
UUUCAUCAUCAACAACAAGAACAAGAAAAAUUAAAAAAAAAAAAAAAAGAUUUCUAGCCCCAAAUUCGCAUUCAAUUCUCGGUAUGGCCUUCUCUACAGUCAUCCCCACCUAUGAGAAUUCAAUUCUUCUCAAGAAAUCCUCCUUCAAUGGCUUCAAGAACCUCCCUAAAGCAAUCCCUUGUGGCCACUUCAAGUUUCUUGUGCCCAUGAAGACGAAAGCCGCCACCCGGGUGGUUUCAGUUUCUUGCUCCUCCGUGGCGCAACCACUUAAGGCGGCUCAAGAAUCCAUCAACGGCAUCUUACCAAAGAUCCCUCUUCCUGCAUUUCCAUUCCAAGAAUACAUGGCCACUAAGGCCAAGCAUGUCAACGAGGCACUAGAUGAGGCGAUUCCUCUGCAACAUCCGUUGAAAAUUCAUGACGCUAUGAGAUAUUCUCUUCUCGCUGGCGGCAAGCGUGUCCGUCCAGUUUUAUGUAUUGCUGCUUGUGAAUUGGUAGGAGGAGAUGAAGCAAUAGCUAUGCCAGCGGCUUGUGCAAUGGAGAUGAUUCACACCAUGUCCUUAAUCCAUGAUGAUCUUCCAUGUAUGGACAACGAUGAUCUUCGACGAGGCAAACCCACAAACCAUAAGAUGUUCGGCGAAGAAACUGCCAUUCUGGCCGGCGACGCUCUCCUCUCAUUCUCCUUUGAGCAUGUAGCUGCAGCAACCAAGAACGUUUCACCUGACCGAGUGGUUAGAGCCAUUGCUGAGCUUGGUUCAGCAGUUGGAGCAGCAGGGCUGGUGGCAGGCCAAAUUGUAGACAUUGAAAGCGAGGGGAAACAAGUAACUUUAGAGGACUUAGAGUAUAUCCACAUCAACAAGACGUCGAAGCUUUUAGAAGCAGCAGUUGUUUGCGGGGCGAUACUUGGAGGGGCAGAUGAUGAAAGCACAGAAAGAGUUAGAAAAUAUGCGAGGUGUAUAGGGUUGUUAUUCCAAGUUGUGGACGACAUAUUGGAUGUCACAAAGUCAUCGGAGGAGCUCGGAAAGACGGCCGGCAAGGAUCUGAUAAGUGACAAAGCAACAUAUCCAAAGCUGAUGGGAAUUGAUAAGGCGAAGAAAUUUGCUGCUAAGUUGGUGGAUCAAGCCAAUCAAGAACUUGCUUACUUCGACGCUGCCAAGGCUGCUCCAUUAUACCAUUUCGCUAACUAUAUUGCCAGUCGACAAAAUUAAUUUCGUGGGUUUAUUAUUAUAUAAAAUUUACUUGUAUCCAUCAAUGUCUUCAUCUCUUGGUUUAAAGAUUUAAAAAUACAUAGAGAUAGAGAGAUAUAGUUCCUGUUAAUAAAGGGUAUUCAGAAAUUGUAACUAAUGGAGGAGAGGAUCCUUCUUCUUCUUCAUCAUCAUCAUUACCAAGAAAAAUCCUAUGUUUUCAUUAGUUCUUUUUACAUAGGACAAGUAUGUCCUAGCCCACUUUGUAGCCAUCUUAUAAAAAUUAAUGUUGUUCGAGCAGAAAUGGAAAGAUGAAUUAGAGUGAUUGUGACAA